UUCGCUCGCUAACUCGCAAUCUCAUAAGGCCGAAAACAAAGGAGCCCAAAUCCUUACUGCUAAGUGCCAAUGGCGUCCCCCGAUAGCCCUUCCCCGUCUCCUCGUCGCCGCAGCCUUCGUAGGCUUCUUCAUCUCAGAAGGUCAUCAUCCCUUGCCGUUGAUCACAACCCUCUCAAGUCGCCCUCCCUUUCAUCACCACUGGCGGCCAAUUCGGCUGUGGGUAAGAAGACGGCCUUCGGCUCCUCAGCUUUCUGUGGCCUUGGCUGCGCCUUCUCAGAUGAUUCUUCCGUCUGCUCCUCGGAAAAUAGUGAGGGGAAGGGUUCCAAGCGGCGGAGAACGAAGAAGGAUAAGAAGGAGACACGUGAGAAGGCGUCAUCGUCGAACUCUUCUGUAGCGGGGGAUGAAUCUGUAGGGAAUCAUAGUCAUGAGGUCCAGAGGGCUUUGAGUGAGCGGCCUUAUUCUGGGAGAAGACAUGGCAACCUAGAACUGAGAUAUUCAAUGGAAGAGACUUUUCCCUCUUUUCGAGCGGUCGUUGGAACGGAUCGCAGUUCAUCCUGGCGUUACCAUCACUUUCGAGGAUAUUACCACCAUCGUCCUGUUGAGCUUGAAGAGAUAAUGAGUUUCCACCAUAGAGUCGGAUCGGGAAGAGGGGAUGCUUAUGAUAGACACAGUGACUGGCGGCUUGAUGUUGAUAAUAUGACAUACGAGGAUUUGCUUGAACUUGGCGACAAGAUUGGAUAUGUCAGUACUGGCUUGAGAGAGGAAGAAAUUGCAUCCAGUAUUAUUAAAGUGAAACCCUUAAAUUUUGAUAUCCGUAUCUCCACUGAGAAGGAAAGAAAAUGCAGCGUUUGUCAAGAGGAAUAUGAAAUGGAUGAUGAAGUGGGAAAACUGGGCUGUGAGCACCGCUUUCAUAUAGAAUGCAUAAAGAAGUGGCUUCUUCGGAAGAAUGCAUGCCCCGUCUGCAAGGCUGCUGUCAGUAAAACCUAAUUCUGAAUACAAUCUAAUGACUUUACAGAAUUGUGCUUGCACUGUACAUAAUCUUUUCUGCUUUAUGUACAGCCACCGUCUGAAGCAUGGAAUCCAUUAUUUUUUAGUUUGUGCUUUGCAGUAUUA
Dendrobium catenatum is the source of this 1113-nucleotide messenger RNA. Its product is annotated as probable E3 ubiquitin-protein ligase HIP1. Lineage: Eukaryota; Viridiplantae; Streptophyta; Magnoliopsida; Asparagales; Orchidaceae. The coding region runs from base 70 to 987 and encodes 305 amino acids. Gene Ontology annotation, molecular function: ubiquitin protein ligase activity. The record is from RefSeq and is a predicted model, not a curated record. The transcript has 5 exons.